Drosophila eugracilis is the source of this 4298-nucleotide messenger RNA. It is a transcript of the gene Psi, whose product is annotated as far upstream element-binding protein 3. Gene Ontology annotation, biological process: regulation of DNA-templated transcription. Gene Ontology annotation, molecular function: mRNA binding. The transcript is spliced from 8 exons. The record is from RefSeq and is a predicted model, not a curated record. Gene Ontology annotation, cellular component: nucleus; cytoplasm. Bases 178 to 2625 code for a protein of 815 amino acids. NCBI's taxonomy places the organism in Eukaryota, Metazoa, Arthropoda, Insecta, Diptera, Drosophilidae.
GGCGAAAAAACGCCAUUAAUAUAGUUAUAAUGCUACACAAGUUUUUUGCAGACGCAUAAUUUUCACCGCAAAGCCGAAAGAAAAGUGCAAAUAACGUGUUUAAACCGUUGAAAAAACGCAGCUAAACAAGGCUUCGCUUGACUAAAGAAAAAAGCAAAUCACAUAGAAUAGAUUUUGAUGUCUGAUAUUAUAGAACAUACCGAGAUGAGCGAUUUCCAACAGCAAGCGAGUAUGAACCAUUCCCAGGCACUAGCGCAGGCAAUCCAGCGUGCCAAGCAGAUUGCGGCCAAAAUACAACCAAGUCAGCAGGGGGGAGGCCCAGCUGGUAUAUCGCCACCGGCUUCUGGGGGCGGUGCACCAAGCUUCAAACGGCACAACGAUGACGGUGACAGCGGUCCGGAAUCCAAGCGAUCCUUCGGCAGUCCCGACUACGGCAACAGCAGCCCCAACAUGAGCAGUGGCAGCGGUGGCGGUGGUGGUGGUGGCGGUCAGGGAGGAGCUAGUAUCAGUCAAGCAAUUGCCCAGGCAGCAGCGGUGGCCGCAAGGUUGGCCGCCUCCGCAGGAACCAUUUGCGAGGAGCAGAUCCGACUACCCGAAUCGGUGGCCGGUGCUUUUAUGGGCCGAUCUAGCAAUGACACCAUCACCCACCUACAGGCAGAGACCGGUGUGAAGGUACAGGUCAUGCAAGAUCAGGAUCGUGUGAUCAUGCUGCGUGGCCAACGUGAUACAGUCACGAAGGGCCGUGAAAUGAUUCAGAACAUGGCAAAUCGGGCUGGCGGUGGACAGGUUGAAGUGCUGCUUACCAUUAACAUGCCGCCACCGGGACCCAACGGCUAUCCGCCGCAUCAGGAGAUCAUGAUUCCUGGCGCCAAGGUUGGCUUGGUUAUUGGAAAGGGUGGGGACACCAUUAAACAGUUGCAGGAAAAGACCGGCGCCAAGAUGAUCAUUAUCCAAGACGGACCUAAUCAGGAGCUGAUCAAACCGCUUCGAAUUUCCGGCGAGGCGCAGAAGAUAGAGCAUGCCAAGCAAAUGGUUCUCGAACUCAUCGCACAGAAGGAUGCUCAGUCCCAGCAGCAGGGUGGUCGAGGUCCUGGCGGAGGUGUUGGUGGUCCUGGCAUGGGAUUCAAUAACUUUAACAAUGGCAAUGGCGGCGAGAGUGUUGAAGUCUUUGUGCCCAAGAUAGCAGUUGGCGUGGUUAUUGGAAAGGGUGGUGACAUGAUCCGAAAGAUCCAAACCGAAUGCGGAUGCAAACUCCAAUUCAUCCAAGGAAAGAACGACGAGAUGGGUGAUCGUAGAUGCGUCAUCCAGGGCACUAGGCAGCAGGUCGAGGAUGCUAAGCGCACCAUUGAUGGAUUAAUUGAGAAUGUUAUGCAACGUAAUGGCAUGAAUCGAAAUGGAGGCGGCGGAGGGCCGGGUGGCGACUCCGGCAAUUCAAACUACGGCUAUGGAUAUGGCGUUAAUCAUGCACAAGGUGGACGUGAGGAAAUAACAUUCCUAGUGCCCGCUUCGAAAUGUGGAAUUGUAAUUGGUCGCGGCGGUGAGACCAUUAAGUUGAUAAAUCAGCAAUCUGGCGCCCACACCGAAAUGGAUCGGAAUGCUAGCAAUCCGCCCAAUGAGAAACUCUUCAAAUCCAAGGGCACCACCGAUCAGGUGGAGGCAGCCCGCCAAAUGAUCUCAGAGAAGAUAAAUAUGGAACUGAAUGUCAUAUCCCGCAAGCCCAUCGGCGGUGGUCCUGGCGGUGGUGGUGGAAACGGUGGUCAGAACAACUCACACCACAAUCAGCAGGGCGGAUAUGGUGGACAGAAUCAGAUGCCGGGUGGUGAUCCGAACUCAGGAGCAGGUUAUCAACAACAACAGCCUUGGGGUGGUCCAUACGGACAGCAGGGAUGGGAUCCGUCCGGUCAGCAGCAACAGCAACAACAACAAAUGGUCAUGGCCAAUCAAGGAGGAGGAGCAGCGGGAGGAGCUGGUGGUGGUCAAGACUAUUCGGCACAGUGGAUAGAAUACUACAAACAAAUGGGUUGUCAUCGAGAGGCUGAAAUGAUUGAGCAACAAAUGAAAGCAAAGCAAGCUGGCGGAGCCUCAGGUCCUGUCCAGCCGCAGCAGCAGCCCCAACAGCAACAACAGCAGCAACAACAAUCCCAACAGCAGCAAGGAGGUGCCGGUGGCGGAGGAGCCGACUACAGUGCCCAGUGGGCGGAGUACUACCGCAGCGUAGGCAAGAUUGAAGAAGCCGAGGCUAUCGAAAAGACAUUAAAGAAUAAGCCACAAAAUGGAGCAGCGGGUGGCCAGAACAAUGCGCCCAAUCCCAACCAAGGCGGUCCCAAUCCCGGUCAACAGCAGCCCAAUCCCGCUGCGGCGGCGGCAGCAGCUGCUGCUGCAGCGGCAGCCGGUGGUUAUGGUCAAAGCAUGACGCCCAGCCAGUACGCACAAUAUUCGCAGUAUUAUGCGGCGGCGGCUGCAGCUGGUGGUCAGCCACAGGGAGCGCCUCAACCUGUCGGUGGGCAAGGAGGUGGACCACCGGCGGGCUAUCCUGGAGGUUAUCCUGGUGGUGGCUAUGGCGGUUAUCCUGGUGCGCCUGGGCAACAGCAGCAGCAGAAACCGCACAAAAACGAUAAACACUGAGAACGUGCGGUGUGAUCGGGAACGGGAGCGGGAAGGAGAUGUAUGUGGGAUUGGAAGCGAACGCCGAAGUGGAAGAUGCUAUGGUCGGAGGACGAUGCAGGUGCCUUGCAUGGGUGAUCUAUUGUUCUACUAUGUCCUAUGUCUUUUAUCCCCCCACAAAACUAGCAAAUCAUGUAAGAAAAUGAUUUUUAAUUGCAAUAACAACAGCAAUAGCAGAAGUAGAAGCAGAAGCAUCACCAGACAGACAACAUACGGCAGAAUUGGAGGGUGGAGAGAGAUCAGUCGUGGAGCCGGAUCAAUCAGAGCCAAUCAAUCGGAGAGUGAAACAUUUGACUUGAGGCGUCACACUUUUGCAUAAAUGUAAAUUAAUAUGCCUAUAUAUGCCUAUAAUUCCCCACAAUAGUUCGUAAGCGAUUUCCCUGAGAUCCUAAGUCUACAUUUACCUACUAUUUAUACAUGAAGCCCGACCGAAUGAAAGUUAAUGCUCUUGCUGUUCAUGUUCACCAUUUGCACAGACACACUAAGAGAAUCUAAUUGAAUCCGUUUUGGGUGUUUUGUUCAUUUAUUUGUGUACACAUCUGCAUAUAUCUAUAGCAUAUAGCAUAUAUAUAUAUAUUUCUUUCACCAUCAAUUCAGGCCAUGAAAUGUGCCCCAGCCUGAAGGAACCGCAGUGGGUGUUUUACUUUUUGAAAGACACCAAUCGUGGAAAUUGAUCAAUUGCAAUAACUGAAAUACUAUAUCAUUAGUAUAAUCGCAUAUUUUUUACCGCAUUAAAGAUAUAGAACAUUUUUAAUACAUGGAUCCUUAUUCACGUACUUAGCUUAGUUAUAAUAAUAAAAACAAGAAUAAUUUCAACAUUAUAUAAUUGCCAUUUACACAUGAUCAACUAAGUCUGCUGAUCUGGUAAGAUUUUUGAGAUUUAACCGAACCGCUUUAUAUCACAUUUGAGUCAAUUGAGAGAGGGCCUGGUUUAAUUGAUGUGACAUUUUGCAUAACAAUAUUCUCAUAUUUCAGUUCCGGAUAACAACCCAUCAGAUCAUUAUUGUGAUGAUCAUGUAACGAAACUUUAUUGAAUUUCAAAUUAUUCCAUGAUCUAUAUAUUUGUAUUUUUUCAAUUAUAAUACAAUUUACCAUUGAAUGAACUAUUUUAUGAGCAGGAUAAUCUUGGCUAUUGCAAUAUUUAUAUCAUCAAAAUGCAAACAUAUAUAGUAUGUACUUUCAGAGGCCGCUCUUCAGACCAGUUCAUAACACAAUUACGAUAUCAAACCCCAAAACUUUUUCACACUCUAACAAAAACAAACAUGAUGAGAUAUACAAAACCAUAUAUUGUAAAAGUGUCAAACUUGGUAAGAUCGUGUGUUGUUAUUACUGUCUAUUAAAUUAUACAUAUUGCAAAUCAAACAAUGAAUAAUUACCCAAAAUGAAUGUAGGUCUACCAUUAUUUAUAAACUAAACUUUGACAUAUAAUAACUAAACUAAGUUUUACGUCUCCCCAAAAAUAUCUGAUUGUUGCAACAGCAGAUGAUGAAUCAUAUUGUAAACGUUGUCCAGCUGGGUAGGCUCAGAGUUCGGGACCACCAGAUCCAGAUCCUGAUCUGCCUUGCAGUCGGCAAAACAUUGAAUAAACAUUUAAUAUAUACCGUAUAAUAUAUAUCCAUAUACAUAUAAUGCCA